This is a messenger RNA of Plasmopara halstedii, 1113 nucleotides long. RefSeq lists its product as uncharacterized. The record is from RefSeq and is a predicted model, not a curated record. Lineage: Eukaryota; Oomycota; Peronosporomycetes; Peronosporales; Peronosporaceae. Bases 1 to 1113 code for a protein of 370 amino acids. The transcript has a single exon.
AUGCAGCAGCCCCCACUCCCACGCAAGCCUCCCAGUGACGGCAUCCCGUACUUGGGCUCGCGUAUCUCGUUGAUUUCUAAGACAGACAUUCGCUAUGAAGGUUUUCUUUUCAAUAUUGACACCCGCCAGAGUAUCGUUGCGUUGCAAAACGUGCGUUCUUUCGGGACCGAGGGCCGACGAGUCGAGCAUGUGCCUCCUUCGCCGCACGUUCUGCAGUACGCAACCUUUAAAGCUGCUGAGAUCAAGGAUCUCCAUGUUUGCGAAGCCGCACCGCAACCUCCACAACCGUCCGCUCAGCUCCCCGCCCAUCCUCCACAGCCUCCUGUUCAGCUUCCACGGCCUCCUGUUCAGCUUCCACAGCCUCCUGUUCAGCCUCCACAGCCUCCUGUUCAGCCUCCACAGCCUCCUGUUCAUCCUCCACAACCUCCAGAUCAGCCUCCAUUACCCACUGGUCCCCCACCACCAGUUGUCAUUCCUACACCUACGCCCAAGCCCAAUCUUUUGACUCCUGGGUCGGUUUCUGAGGCUCAAAAGCAGCCAAUGCAACCACAAGAACCAACUCAAAGUCAUUCACACGCUUCCACUCAAAAUCACGAGCGCACUCAAACGAAGAAUCAACCUCGUCAGCCUUCGACAUCUAAUGCUCGUACAAUUCCCGGUAUGGGUGGACACUUGUUAAAACGUAAGGAACGUCGUGUUCCUGGAGGAGCUGAUGUUGCAGGCAUUGGUCCGGAUGCUACAUCAGGAGAGUUUAAUUUUGCUGAGCGACUUAAUGAUUUUGACAAGAAGCAAGAGUUUUGUAAGUUGGAGGAGAACACAAAGGAGCCGACAGGUAGCUAUCAAAAAUCUUCAUUCUUUGACACAAUUUCAUGUGACGCUCUGGAUCGACUGGAAGGACAACGCUCUAGAAUGAGUGGCGCUGAGGAGAGGAAACUAAACACGGAAACAUUUGGAGCUGUAGGUUUGAAUAACCGUCGUAACUUCCGUGGCCGCGGACGAGGACGACGUGGAGGAAGCCGCAAUGGGAGUUGGAAUGGAAGUCGCGCUCAAGGAGGCAAUGGUGGCAAUCGUAAUAGUAAUGGUUCGUCUAGACCACAACCUGCUGGACCCUAG